UCAGUGUGCUGUAUGUAAGCUGGGUUUAUGCAUAGCAGUUUAAUGUGCUCAGUUUUCAUGUGCUCAGUUUUCAUGGAAUUCUAGUCAUUUUGGAUUGUGGACAUAAGUAUAUUAUGCUAACUGUUCAUUGAUUUUGAUAUAAAGUAACACAACGUUUCUGUCAAAAGAGUUAUUCAGUGGAUUGACUUGUCUGUAUACAUUAAAUACCUCAGGGGCUGAAACUGGAGCACAAAAGUGAAUAAAAAGACUUCCAGGAGAAAUAAAAUAUGCAGAAUCUCUGUACUACAAAUGGGAGAACAGAGCAGUGCUGUGGUGAGCACAGAGAGAGACUGGAGUUGUUCUGCCAGGAAGAUGAGGCCUUUAUUUGUGUCCUGUGUGUUCCCAGACAUUCCUGCCACAACUUUGUGUUCCUGCAUGAGGCAGUCAGUGUGUAUAAGGACAAAAUCAAAGUAUCCUUAUCAGUUCUUGAAUCCAAAGCUAUUGAUCUCAAAAACUUGGUAAACAAGAAAGAAAAGGAACUUGGAGACGUACAGGAAGAAGUGUGUCGUUUGGAACAGUACAUUACACAAGAGUUUGCAAAACUGCACCAGUUUCUUCAUGAUAAGGAGCAAAAACUAAUCCAACAGCUUAAGGAUGAAGGAGCAGAAAUUCUGAGACAGAUGGAAACAAAAGUUGAAAGUGAAGAUGUGUGUAGUUUGGAACAGUACAUUACACAAGAGUUCGCAAAACUGCACCAAUUUCUUCAUGAUAAGGAACAAAAACUAAUCCAACAGCUUAAGGAUGAAGAAGCAGAGAUUUUAAGAGAGAUGGAAAAAAAUCUUGAAAGCGUAAGAAAUGAUAUUGUGGCCAACCAUGUGACAGUGUCUGAUGCAAGCUUGGAACUCAGGAAAAAAGUCAUAGAGACUCUUGAAGAAAAUGAAGAAAGUACCCUAGGUCUUAAAAAAGUCAUAGAGACUCUGGAAGAAAAGGAAGAAAGUACUCUAGGUCUUAAAAAAGUCAUAGAGACUCUGGAAGAAAAGAAAGAAAGUACUGUAUGUCCUAAAAAUUCUGUUAUGGCCACUCUGGAAGUGGUGUCCAAGGAUAUGUCAGAACUUAUAAAUCAGAAAACUACUGGUUUUCUAACAGCACCAGAAACAUUUGAGGAUGUUGCUGUCAGUUUCUCAGAAGAAGAGUGGAAGUUAUUAAGUAAACAAGACAAGGAGCUACACAGGGAAGUGAUGGUGCAGAACUAUGAAAGCUUGGUAUCAGUAGGAUACAAAAUCCUACCAGAAAAAUUAUUACUGCUAAUUAAACAAGAUUCUGAUGAACAGCCAAAGUGUGAUGUGGAGGGAAAAAAUAUCACAAAACAAAAUGGUAACCAAAAAGGUCACUUCAGCAGUAUUGAAAACAUGGAGUGGCGUGCAAGUUCCAUUCUGCAGCGUUCUCUAGGGGAGCCUCAGUUACAUCAUUCAGCAGAGAACCUGCAGCAGUGUGCUAAGUCCGGCAAACAUCAUGUCAUGCCUACACCACAGUGUCAAUCAGAACAUAACUGCAACCAGAGCUGUGAAUGUGGCACACAUCAUAGUGUCCACAUAGAAGAGAAACUGAAUACUGGUGCUAAAUGCACCAAGUGGUUUUCACAUAGCAGUAAUCUUACACAAGGUCAGAUCAUUUAUGAAGGGGAUCCCUCUCCUGGGGUCCAGUCUUAUGGUGACAUGAAGGUCCCUAAACAUGUGAAGAAAUUAAAGAGGGGUAAACUUUGUAAGCAUGCUGAAAGCACUAAAUGUUUUUCACAGAGCACUUACCUGAUACACCAUCAAACUAUUCCCCCAGGUGAAAAAACAUAUGUGUGUAUGGAAUGUGGUAAGGGUUUCACACGAAAUGCGUAUCUAAAGCAGCAUCAGAAUGCACACCGAGGGGAAAAACCAUAUAAAUGUGCAGAAUGCAGUAAAUAUUUUACAUGGCAGAGUAGCCUUCAGCAGCAUUGUAUCCUUCACACAGGCAAGAAACCAUACACUUGUAUGGAAUGUGGUAAGGGUUUCACAAGAAAUGCGUAUCUAAAACAGCAUCAGAACACACACCGUGGGGAAACACCAUAUAAAUGUGCAGAAUGCAGUAAAUAUUUCUCAUGUCGAAGUAGCCUUCAGCAGCAUUGUAUCAUUCACACAGGCGAGAAACCAUACACUUGUAUGGAAUGUGGUAAGGGUUUCACACGAAAUGCAUAUCUAAAACAGCAUCAGAACACACACAGAGGGGAAACACCAUAUAAAUGUGCAAAAUGCAGUAAAUAUUUUACAUGUCUUAGUAACUUUCAGCGGCAUUGCGUCAGUCACACUGGCAAAAAACCAUACACUUGUAUGGAAUGUGGGAAGUGUUUCACACAAAACAGUACUCUAAAACAACAUCAGAACUUGCACAGAGGGGAAACACCAUAUAAAUGUACUGAGUGCAAUAAAUAUUUUACAUGUCUCGGUAACCUUAAGACGCAUUCUGUCAUUCACACAGGUGAGAAACCAUACACUUGUAUGGAAUGUGGGAAGUGUUUCACACGAAAUGUGCAUUUAAAACAGCAUCAGAACACACACCGAGGGGAAACACCAUAUAAAUGUGCAGAAUGCAGUAAGUAUUUUACAUGUCAAAGUAGCCUUCAGCAGCAUUGUAUCAUUCACACAGGCGAGAAACCAUACACUUGUAUGGAAUGUGGUAAGGGUUUCACACGAAAUGCAUAUCUAAAACUGCAUCAGAACACACACCGGGGGGAAAGACCAUAUAAAUGUGCAGAAUGCAGUAAAUGUUUUACAUGUCGAAGUAGCCUUCAGCAGCAUUGUAUCAUUCACACAGGCGCGAAACCAUACACUUGUAUGGAAUGUGGUAAGAGUUUUACACGAAAUGCUUAUCUAAAACAGCAUCAGAACAUACACGAAGGGGAAACACCAUAUAAAUGUGCAGACUGCAGUAAAUGAUUUACACAGCUUAGUAGCCUUCAGCACCAUCAUCUCAUCCACUCAGACAGAAAUAUUCAUAAAGAUAGACGUGAUAAAAACAAUGCACAGUAUUGUAACAGAUAAGGAUUUAUCAUGCACUAUUGCAAAUAAUAAACUAAAAUAUCAGCA
Molecule: messenger RNA, 3092 nt
Organism: Protopterus annectens (West African lungfish)
Lineage: Eukaryota; Metazoa; Chordata; Ceratodontiformes; Protopteridae
Product: zinc finger protein 708-like
Biological process (GO): regulation of DNA-templated transcription
Molecular function (GO): zinc ion binding
Source: RefSeq, a predicted model, not a curated record